Ostrea edulis (European flat oyster) is the source of this 4936-nucleotide messenger RNA. RefSeq names its product serine/threonine-protein phosphatase 6 regulatory ankyrin repeat subunit A-like. Lineage: Eukaryota; Metazoa; Mollusca; Bivalvia; Ostreida; Ostreidae. Gene Ontology annotation, molecular function: protein binding. The record is from RefSeq and is a predicted model, not a curated record. The transcript has 12 exons. The coding region runs from base 170 to 4450 and encodes 1426 amino acids.
UACCGCUUGUUUCGUCUUACAUGUAUUAUGAUCAAUGUGUACCUGUCUUCUGGGUGAAUGAAGCUUGUGCGUAGUGCAUGUAAAAGUCAUCUUAUUUACAGGGACUGGUAAGCGGUACAUGUAGAAGUAAGGUUGUAGAAAGUUGUGAACAACAAAAUUGCCAUUAGAAAUGGGUGAACCUGAUAAAGAAUUUUUACUGAUGGAAAACUUUGAAAACUUAAAGACACAUUUUAAAAUUGAUUGCGCCAAAUUCCUUGGAAAUAUUUUACUUUUAUGCUUAAAAAACAUCGAAAAUUUGACGAAGAGUGACAAAUUUGCAUUACUGGAUAUGGGAAGUCAAAAUGAAAUAUGUAAAAGGAAUAGUUUUAUUUUGAGUGUUCCAGUGUUAUGUGAUAUUAUUCUGAAAGGAAUGUGCGAAGAACACAUGGGGAAUUUCAAUUGGUAUUUGAGGGAAGAAGGAUUUACUUUCUCUGACGAUGUCGCCCGACUUCGGGACAUUUGGAAAUUACACAUUGUUGAUAAUGAUGAUGAACGGAUAUCUGAAGAGGAUAAAGAACACAUAUGGAGUGAGAUCAAUGCUGUGGGAGAAAGAAUGGGCAGCAGAUUUAGAGAAGCCGGAAAAACAUACCUUGAAAGCAUUAGAAGACUUAAACCAGAAGAGAUAAAACGAAAUGUAUAUGCUGGACAAUACGGUGAUAAAAACAAAAUGGAAGUGAACUUCGAGGAAGGUGAAAGAGAUCCAUUCUUUGUCGAGCAGUUUGGGAACAACAAUAAGAUGAUUGUCCAGCUUUAUGAUCGCCGACAGCCGGAACAGCUACAGAUCAAAUCAAGUGGGAGAGUCAAACUAAGGAUGGUUUUGAGAGCCAAUGAAACACGAGAAUGGAAUGAAAUAACAGAGAAUGUGAUGAAUAUUGAUCUUCAAGAUCUGAAUUCCAAUCCACUUAUCAGAGAAAAUGAUAUUGUCUUUGAAAGUUUUGAGAAAGGAUGCCUUGUGAUCAAUCUUAACAUUUCUGACGAAUUUCCAAUCAAAACUUUAUUACAUAUAGUGUUUGAAAUAUUAUUUGAAGAGUUAAAAGCAACUGUCAUACUUCAGAAAUACGAGACAUCAGAAGUACAAAUUUUUGGAUAUUUCUAUUGUCCAGAGGAAUUCAAGAAGAAAGGUACACUGGAAAGUCCUGAACAAGAUGCAUCACUCUAUUCCCACCAGUCUUGGGAAAAUGCCUCUACAAUUUGUGACAUCGAUAUCUAUAUGUCUGAUUUGAUGAAACAUUUGAUCUUAAGUGGAUUUUCUACAGAUGUUGACGAGCUCAUUGACGUGCAAAUCAAAUGUGAUAUUGUCCGAUCGGAUUCACCAAUAGUGCUUCCUUUUCAAUCAUCUCUACCAGAAGACAAAGAAAAACUAAGGAAUCUUCUGGAAGAGGCAAUGAAAACAAUGCCCCUGCAAUUAGAAAGCUUGAAUAUGACGAGAACGACAUUACAUCUACUUUUAAAAUGUAGGGGUAAAAUGAAGUAUGCAAGCUUUGUCGACACGGAUGGCUCAAUUAUCGACAUAUCAAAGACGCUUCUCUUCGAUAUACCGAUGUCAAUGUUACGAGUGUCUGUUUGUAUCGAUACAAAUCUUGUGAACGACUCAAUUACUGGUCAAGGACUAAUUUUCUACUUGAGUCCAUUGUCUAAAGUGUCAGAUGCAAUAAAGACAGGAAAAAUUUCCCGAAUCAUCACUGCCAUGCUCGAAGGAAAAAGUUCUUCAGUGUUGAGAAAUGUUGAGGAAUUGAAGAUGAAAGCCGUUCUCGAGUAUCAAGAAGAUAAAGGAUCACCAUCUUCCGAAUUUUCAGAACGAUUUCUGACGAACACAGCAAGGGUCAAAUCAGAACAAAAUGAAAAUAGUUCAAUGGAAACUAAUUUGGAAAAUACUCUACUAACGGUUUGUGAAAUGGGAAAUCCAAAUCUAGCCCGUCAACUUCUUGAACGAGGGGAAAAUCCAAACUUUCGAAAUGACAUGCUCCAAACUCCUCUUCAUUUAGCUUCGGAAAGAAAUCAUUUGCGUGUUGUUGAACAACUUCUACUCCAUGGUGCCGAGGUAAAUGCAAUUGAUAAAAACAGGGAAACACCAUUGAUUACAGCUUCUCGCAGAGGAAACUGGAAAAUUGUAUCAGCGAUUCUAAAGUAUGGCGCCGAUGUUGAACUGUGUGAUACGGAAAAUCAUACACCUCUUUAUAUGGCUGUGGAAAGAGGGCAUCGACGUGCUUCAUCCAUUUUGUUGAAAGCUGGUGCUAAUGUAAAUUCUAAUGGACAUAAUUCAUGUACCCCUCUCCACAUCGCCUGCAGUAAAGGAUAUCUGCUAAUUGUAAAGGACUUGCUUUCAUAUGGAUCUGAUGUACAUUGUACAAACAGAAAUCAGAACACGCCUUUGCAUUCUGUGUUAUUGUGUGAUCAAGACGAAUUAAAUCGUAAAUCCAUAAUAGAAGAUCUAGUUACAAAUGGAGCUUUCGUCAAUAAAGUCAACGACAGACUGAAAACACCAUUGUGCAUUGCGUCCGAAAGAGGUUUGUUGGAAGCUACUGGAAACUUACUGGAAGCAGGGGCAGACGUUCAUCUGACUGAUGAUGAAAACAACCUGCCUCUUCACUUGGCUUCAAAAAACGGUCACAUAGAAGUAGUGAAAGAGUUGCUCCAAUACUGUGUGGAUAUCGAUAGGUGCAAUGUAAAAGGGUUAACACCAAGAAUGUUAGCGGCAGAACAAGAAGAUCUCUUAAAUCUAUUUGAUGCACAAGCCGUUACAACAACGGAAGGAUUAAAAGAGAAUAUUGCUACUCUAAUUUCAUUGGCAAAGAGAGGCAUGCUAACCAGUAUUGAUCCAUUUGUACAGAAAAAUGAACUUGUUGAUACUGUAGAUUCAACAAAGAGAUCUCUUUUGUAUUUUGCAUGUGAAAAUGGACAUAUAGAUGUUGUGCGAUUGCUAAUAAGUUUUGGAGCAAAUAUAAAUGCGUGCGAUUCUUCAGGUAAAUCUCCACUUAGUGUUGCAGCUGAAAACAGAUUCCAUUCUAUUGUUGAAGCUUUGAUUAGUGCCGGGGCUGAUACAAACACCAGUGAUUAUUCAGGAAGAACAUGUCUUCACUACGCAGCCAAAUCGGGCAGUUUUGAAACUGUAGAUCUCUUAUUAAAACACAGAGACACCGUUUAUAAACCAGAUAUAGAAGGAGUUACACCACUUCAUUUAGGUGUAAAGCACGGCAGUAUUAAAAUAGCGCAAUGUUUCCUCGUAUAUGGAAUUGAUGUGAAUGAAUGUGACCUUCAAAACACAUCUCCGCUAUUUGUAGCUAUUGCCAAAGCUCAGUCUGAAAUUGCCGACUUUUUAAUAAGACAUGGGGCCGAUGUAAACCUUUCUGAUGAAUUCGGAAGAUCACCGUUGCACAUAGCAGCAGAAAUCGGAAGUAUACGGUCAUUAGAAAUUUUAUUAAAUAACGAUGCAAAUGUCAAUCAAACAGACAAAUUGAAGAAGACGCCACUUUUUAAAGCUGUCGAAAAGGGUAAAAAUGUUGUCUUGACUCUGAUCAAUCACGGGGCAGAUGUAAACUUGUGUGACAGUAGGGGCCGGUCUCCUUUACAUACAGCAUUAGAAAACGGACAUUUAUUUGCAAUGAGAACACUACUUCAUCAAAAUGCAAGUGUAAAUAUUGCGGAUGAAGAAGGACUUGCUCCUUUACAUUUAAGUUCAACAAUAGGCAGUGCAGAAGGGGUAGAACUUCUACUGACAACGCGGGCCACAGUUAACGCUGUGGAUGGUCACGGUCGUUCUCCUCUUCAUCUUUCAACUUCAAGUGUCAUAACCAAACGUUUGUUACAAUGUGGUGCGCAUGUCAACACCAAAGACAAAUAUGGAAAAAGUCCACUUCACUAUGGAGUUGAACAUCUCUGCGAGGAAGAAUCAAAUGUCACUACAUCCAAUGAAUACAUAUCUAUCAUUAGUGAACUCUUUUCAAAUGAGGCAAAUAUUUGCUUACGUGACAAUGAUAUGAAUACAGUUAUUCACAAAGCAGUAGGCUCUACUAACUAUCAUGUACUAAUUGAACUUCUAAGCUACGAUACUAAACCCGAUCUAAGAAAUAAUUUAUUACAAAUAGUGAAAGAUAUUUCAAACCACACACAUUCUGGAGAUAUCAGGAACAUAAUGGAACAUUGGAUGGGUAUUCAACAAUUGAGCGAGGAAUCUGACGAUGCAGAUUCUGUUGACGAGACAGAAACUUGUCCAGCAUAUCUAUAUCAGCAACAUGAGGAAUGGUUGAAAGCACAUAAGUGUUUCAGAAGAGCCAACAUUAUCCGACGCGCCCUGUCUUUACAAAGAUCGCAAGAAGGAAGGAAGAGAAAAGAAUCUUCUGGUGAAUUGGCCUUGAUUGAACCACUGGAAAAAGUACUUCGAGUUCAAGAUGAACCAAGUGAGAAAGAAUGAAAGUCCUGGAAUACCUACCUCCUUUCCUAGGGAGAAAAUGAUUGUAACUAAACUGUUUUAUGAAUGAUGUAUGCUGAAAGUUUUCCUAGAACUAUCAAAUUAAAAAAGACCAUACAAUGAAAUAAAACUACCUGUGUCGAGAGAGACAAACCAACACAUAAACUGUUUAAAUACAUUGGUUAUUAACAUGAGAUAUGCAACUAUUUGGUUGCAUUAUGAACUAGGAGCGCGAUAAAGGAUUGAGUACAUUGUAUGCAUAAAAUGGACUUCCACUUCAAGCAUAUCUCUGCUUGUGACUAAUGUAAAGUAUACAUAUAAAUAUAAAGUGGGGAUAUACCUUACCCACUAAACAUUUCUUCAGCAGAGUUCAUUCAUGGAAGAACAGGUCCAGGACAUGCAGAUUCGUAUACUGUAGUUCUUUGAGGAGGAACACACCAAAGAAAUUUGAUGUGGAUGAUAUUUAUAAUAAUAUUUUGAAAUUGAAAA